Mobula hypostoma (lesser devil ray) is the source of this 4260-nucleotide messenger RNA. RefSeq names its product phosphatidylinositol glycan anchor biosynthesis, class N (gene pign). The coding region runs from base 177 to 2981 and encodes 934 amino acids. Gene Ontology annotation, cellular component: endoplasmic reticulum membrane. Lineage: Eukaryota; Metazoa; Chordata; Chondrichthyes; Myliobatiformes; Myliobatidae. The transcript has 29 exons. Gene Ontology annotation, molecular function: mannose-ethanolamine phosphotransferase activity. The record is from RefSeq and is a predicted model, not a curated record. Gene Ontology annotation, biological process: GPI anchor biosynthetic process.
UGGGCUUUUCCGCUGUCAGGGGUCAAAGGAUGCACAGAGCUAUGCGCAAGCGCAGUCCGGUGUGAGAGGUUCUGAAUGACAUUUAAUGGUACAUUAUACAGUAAAGUGCCUGUGGAGGUAUCAAAAGCUUAACGAGUUUCGCUUUGAAUGAAGUGUGUGGUUUUACACCUGAAGAGAUGCUGGCAUUUUUCCUGAUUGGCUUUCUUGUGCAUCUUGUUUUCUUUGCCUCCAUUUUUGACAUCUACUUUACCUCACCACUGGUCCAUGGAACUACUCCACAUCGAGUGCCACAUUCUCCACCGGCAAAGCGCCUUGUCCUCUUUGUUGCUGAUGGAUUGCGGGCGGAUACAUUUUUUGAGCUGGAUAUGAAUGGCCAGACGCGUUCACCAUUUCUCCGGGAUGUGAUCAAGGAGAGAGGAAGUUGGGGUGUGUCUCACACAAGGGUUCCCACUGAAUCCAGGCCUGGUCAUGUGGCUUUGAUUGCAGGGUUUUAUGAAGAUGUCAGUGCUGUUGCUAAAGGUUGGAAAGAGAACCCAGUUGAAUUUGAUUCUGUUUUUAAUGAGAGCAGACACACCUGGUGCUGGGGAAGCCCUGACAUUUUACCAAUGUUUGCAAAAGGUGCCAGUGGUGACCAUAUUUAUACUCACAUGUACCCAGCUGAAAAAGAGGAUUUUGCUGCUGAAGAUGCAUCAAGACUAGACACUUGGGUAUUUAAUGAAGUGAAGAACUUCUUUCAAUAUGCCAAGAGUAAUGAAACACUUUCAAAGAAAAUGAAAGAAAAUCAGGUUAUUUAUUUCUUACACUUACUUGGCCUGGACACCAAUGGACAUGCUCAUAGGCCAAAGUCAAGUGAAUACAAGGAAAAUAUUCGAACAGUAGAUAAAGGUAUCCAAGAAGUUGUAUCUGUCAUUGAAGAUUUCUAUGAAAAUGAUAAGAAAACUGCCUUUAUCUACACAUCUGAUCAUGGGAUGACAGAAUGGGGUUCCCACGGUGCAGGGCACCCUUCAGAAACCCUCACCCCACUUGUUACAUGGGGAGCUGGAAUAAAUGGGCCUCAGCCAGGUUCAAACCAACAGUUUCAGGAUAAUUUUCUACAAGAAUGGAAACUGGCUGAUAGAAGAAGAUUAGAUGUAAACCAGGCUGAUAUUGCUCCAUUGAUGGCUUCUCUCAUCGGAGUCCCCUUCCCUCUAAAUUCUGUGGGCAUUUUACCUUUGGAAUAUUUAAACAACAGUGAUCAGUUUAAAGCUGAAUGCAUGCUGACAAAUGCCUUGCAAGUACUGGAACAAUUUAAGGUUAAGAUGACUCACAAGAAAGAGACCACUCUGUCCUUCUUGUUUAGCCCCUUCAAACCCCUUCCGCUUUCUAAAGAACAGGACAUGCUUCGAACAGUGAGAUUGUACAUACAGCAACAUCAGUAUGAUAAAGCAAUCAAACUUUGCACGUCUCUAAUAAAACUUGGUCUGGAAGGACUCUCUUAUUAUCAUACUUACGAUCGUAUAUUCUUGGGGAUUAGUGUAGCUCUUGGAUUUUUGGGCUGGAUAUCCUUUGUUUUUGUGCUAAUUGUCAAAUUCCACACAAGAUUAUCUAAACCAAUCUCCAAACUGGACAAGCUGUCGACUGGCAAUCACCUUCCUGUGAUAUUCAUUGGAGCUGGUGUUAUCAUAACGUCGUUUCUGCUGAUUCAGAGCUGUCCAUGGACAUAUUUUAUUUAUUGCCUGCUGCCAGUCGCAGUCUGGUAUGCAGUCAUAAAGGAGUUUAGAGUCAUUUGUGAUGUAAUCAAUUCAUUUUCAACACAUCACCCUAUAAAAUCCCUUGGCUGUUCACUGCUUUUUAUUCUGGGGAUUGAAACUUUGAUUGCGAGUUUCUUCUACCGUGAAGUUCUUACACUUGGUCUGAUUGCCUUUGCUGGCUGGCCUCUACAAUCCAAGCUGUUUUAUCACAAUAAGGCCAUGUCUUUAAGCUGGAUAUUUUUCUGCUUAGUCCUGGCUGUAUUUCCAUUGAUGCCAGUUCUUGGAAGAAGUCCUAAUAUUACUCUUGUAACAGGAGCUGGAUUACUCACUGUCAUCUGCACUUUUGUCUUUUUCACUUCAAUCAAGAUGGAAAAGCAACAAACAGUUGAGGCUACAGUGACCAAAAGUGUAUACAUUGUACAGAUCCUGCUCAUUGUUCUGUCAAUCUAUAUUGUGAACAGCACAUACUCCAGCUUGGUUCUUAAACAUGGAGUGCCUUUAGUCAACCAGAUUAUCAGUUGGGCAACUCUAGCCUCCUCCUUACUGAUACCUUUGCUUAGUUCUACACUUCUCUUUCAACGACUGCUGAGCAUUUAUCUGUCGUUGAUGUCCACCUACCUCUUGCUCAGCACGGGAUAUGAAGCUUUAUUUCCACUCCUGCUGUCGUGCUUGACAUUUGUCUGGAUUCAUCUGGAACAAGAGACAAUCCAGCUUCACCAUGUUUCUCCAGUUCCAAAGCUGUCCCAGAUGGAUUUCACCCAGAAGGCUGACAGCACUGAAAUUCGACUGCUCAGACUAGAUGAUAUAAGACGUUCUUAUUUCUUUAUUUUCUUCAUUGUGACAGCUUUCUUUGGCACUGGAAAUAUAGCCUCUAUCAACAGUUUUGAUCCUGCAUCUGUCUACUGCUUCCUGACAGUUUUUAAUCCUUUUACAAUGGGAGCAUUAAUGAUGUGGAAGAUAUUAAUUCCUUUUGUAAUCGUGAUGUGUGCAUUUGAAAGUAUUCAAGUUUCAACUCAGUUGUCAUCAAACAGCCUUUUCUUGAUUGUUCUUCUAAUCUCCGACAUUAUGGCUUUGCAUUUUUUCUUUCUGGUUAAAGACAAUGGAAGUUGGCUGGACAUUGGAACCAGUAUCAGUCAUUAUGUCAUCGUGAUGUCCAUGACCAUAUUUCUCCUGCUCCUAAGUCGGUUGGCUGAGACACUGACCAGUCGGAGAAUUAGGCUUCAAGGAAAACUCAAGCAGCAUUUCACAUAGCUUGUUGAGCAACUUGGAUUGAAUCUGAUGCUCCAUUUGAACUGCGGAGCUGAAUUUAGCAUUGGAUUAAAAUGGGUAACAUGGUGUGCAGUUGAUCACGCCAGCCUCAGUCCUUGUAUCAUUUGCCUCAUAGGGACAAUAAGCAUCUGAAUGCAUGAAACAAUUUUCAUAAACUUUAAGUGACCAGAGGUUUGUACUGACAUUGGCGUGAUUUGAAUUAAAUGAUGUAAAAGCAAUAUGCAAUUGCUCUGGGAUUACUGAGACAACUGUUAAAUUCAGUAAAAAAAAACCACAAUUUUAACCUGGUGAAAUGUCUGUAACCAAAUUAAGCAAUUUUAUGCAUUUUGCAAGGACAGUUGCAUUCAUAAUAACCUAAAUUUACAACCAGUCUGGGUUAUGGAGGCAUUGGCAAACUAUUUUCAGCUGGUGAUCAUUACAUUUUGGUGAUAGGGAUUGGUUCUGUGCUCUAUUGAAUAGCCAGAAUGUGGAAUUGGCAAUGUGGUGGAAUAGUGGAGGUAGCAAGUCUGUGGGGGAUUAUUCAAGAAGAGGAAUGUCAAAUUUUAAAAAAAGAAAUGCCUAAAAUGAAAUGUGUAUUGAGAAAAGAUUCCAAGCUGAAAUGGGAAAUCUUCUGCAUUUGAUCUGAUUAAGCAUUUUGAUUCUUUUGAACUCGGUUUGAUACAUUGGGACAUGUUCUACCUGCUGCUCUGCAUUUGAACAUGCUAUGUCGUGAAUUUCAGGGGAGUGGUAAUGUAAGUCAUACCACAGAUUUGACAUGUCUGGUGUCAAAUUUUAAUUAAAUAGUAUUAAAGUUGAUGCUGUUAAGACAUAACUAGAUCAAGAUAGAGUUCAAGACUCUAAAUUUGGGUAAAUAUAUGUAUUUGCCUGGCACAUGUGGUUUCUGGGAUUUUUGUCUGAGAGAAAAUCGUAAUGGCUAUGCAUUGCCUGUUAUUAGUUGUAAAAUGAAACUCUGCCCUUUUUCAUUCCUCUCAGUAAGGUUGAAAUUUAUAAUGGUCUUGAUUUGAAUAUGUUGCACCCAACUUGAAUACUUGUAGACUUCUUGUACAAGAUCUGGAUUCUUAUGUGAUUUGACUUGAAUAUAAAGAAUUCAAACAUUUUUAGUUGUUCCUGGAAUCUCAGGCCACAAGAACAUUCAUUCCUAUGUGUAAUGUUUUGGGUUGUUUCAAACAUUUGUAAUUCUUUAAAUAAAGAUUUUUAUCCCUCUAACCACUUUAAGUGUACUUCUUCAUAGCAAUUUAUUUCAGCUGGUUAUUCUUUCCUU